Molecule: messenger RNA, 1770 nt
Organism: Diabrotica virgifera virgifera (western corn rootworm)
Lineage: Eukaryota; Metazoa; Arthropoda; Insecta; Coleoptera; Chrysomelidae
Exons: 2
Coding region: 1-1770 (589 amino acids)
Source: RefSeq, a predicted model, not a curated record
AUGGAUAUUGUUAAACAAUGUAAAAAUUUACUGUUAUUCAUCAAAAGAAUCAGAAAGAUAGUUUUUGAUAAAUUCACAGCUAAAGACAAAGAAAUUUGGGUGAAACGCCUAACGAAACAAAUCAAAACUUGUAAUAAAGAAAGGGACUCCGGUUUUGCAUUAAAUAGAAUUGUAUCUUUAGAAGUAAAUAUUAAUCGAUAUGAAAUUGGAAAUGGUUCCUCGUAUAUUAAACUUCCUGCGAGUAUUCAAAAAAAGCGUGCUUGUAUUAAUGUAAAAAAUUCUGAUCAAGCAUGUUUUUAUUGGGCAAUAGUUAGUGCCCUCUAUCCAGCUAAAGCACAUAAAGAACUCCCAUCCUCAUACCCAUGGUACAGUACAGUACUAAAAACAGAAGACCUAGAGGCACCAAUGCCGUUACAUCAAAUUUCAAAAUUUGAAAAAUUAAAUAAUAUACCAGUCAAUGUAUUUGCUUUAGAAUUAAUAGAAAAUAAUGAAAAGUCAUUUUUCACAGUAUAUCCAGCUAGAUUAACUAAAACAGUCGUUGCCAAACAUGUAAAUCUUCUUUUAAUUCAGAAUCACUAUUUUCCUAAAUUAAACGAUUAUGAAGCACCUCCAGUGGAUAAUGAUAAUUCAGAAAUUAAGUACCACUACUGCCACAUUACGGAUAUGUCUAAAUUAGUUGCUGGUCAAUUAAAUAAAAGAAAGGUCAAAUUAUUUCUUUGCAAUAGAUGCUUAAAUUAUUUUUCAACUGAAGGGAAAUUGUCGGAACAUGAAAAAAUGUGUGCAGAUAUGAAUAAUUGUAAAAUGUCUUUUCCUAAAUAUGAUGCUGUUAGUUUUAAAAAUUAUACUUAUAAACAAACAACGCCAUUUGUCAUAUAUGCAGAUUUUGAGUGCAUGUUAGAAAAAGUUACAGACCUCCAAACAUCCUCUUGUACUAAAAAAUAUCAAAAACAUAUUCCGUAUAGUGCUGGAUACUAUGUAAAAUGUAGCUAUGAUGAAAAGUUGUCUUUUUUUAAGAGUUAUAGAGGCAUUGACUGCAUGGAGUGGUUUGCUAAUGAAUUACCAAAUUUAGCUCAAAGUAUUCAUUCGAAAAUUAAGAAAAUUAUACCAAUGCAGGAAAACCCGAGUACCAGUAAAGCCACAAGGUGUCACAUAUGCGAAAAAUGUUUUUCUCCUACAGAUAUCAUUGUUAAAGACCACGACCAUUUUACGGGGGAGUUCAGAAAUUUCGCCCACCAAGCCUGUAAUUUAAAUUUUAAAAAAUUGUUUGUCGUCCCAGUUAUUUUUCACAAUAUGAGUGGCUACGACAGUCAUUUUAUAAUUUCAGAGUUAAGCAAAAAAGGAGAUAUUAGUCUACUUCCAGUCAAUAAAGAAAAAUACAUUUCAUUUACACUUAACGAUGCUGUUACUAAUAUAAAAUUUCGAUUUAUUGAUUCAUUAAGAUUUUUAGGAGCCUCUUUAGAUGAAUUGGUUUCAACAUUAAAUAAAAAUGACUUUAAAAUUUGCAAGCGAGAAUUUAGCAGGUUAAGUGACGAUGAAUUUAAAUUAAUAACUAAAAAAGGGGUAUUUUGCUAUGAUUUUAUUGAUUCUUGGGAAAAAUUAAACAUUACCGAUUUACCUCCAAUAGAGGCAUUUUAUAAUAAGCUAAACGAUACGAAUCUUACAGAUGAGAAGUAUGCUCAUGCUAAAAUAGUUUGGGAUACCUUUAACAUUGAAAAUUUAGGUCAAUAUUCAGAUUUGUACAGUUUAUCCACUAAUAAUUUUCCAACAUAA